Molecule: messenger RNA, 1626 nt
Organism: Xyrauchen texanus (razorback sucker)
Lineage: Eukaryota; Metazoa; Chordata; Actinopteri; Cypriniformes; Catostomidae
Product: pituitary homeobox 2-like
Exons: 3
Coding region: 382-1305 (307 amino acids)
Biological process (GO): anatomical structure morphogenesis; regulation of transcription by RNA polymerase II
Cellular component (GO): nucleus
Molecular function (GO): RNA polymerase II cis-regulatory region sequence-specific DNA binding; DNA-binding transcription factor activity, RNA polymerase II-specific
Source: RefSeq, a predicted model, not a curated record
CGCUGUGGUGUGCAGGAGAGUGUGUGUAUGCAAGUGGAUAUAAUAUCACAUACCUGUCCCUGUCACUCUGGUUCUCAUUGCCGCUCUCGGAAUUAAACAGAUAUGUAUUUGUCCUCAGCCGAAUCUAAAACAAAACUCGAACUUUCUUCAGCGCCGUGUCUAUUUUAAAACCAAGUCGUUUAAGGACUGUCGUUUUAAGUGAUUUCACUGAGAAAGGAGCACAGUUCCAGUGAUCCCGACAACGCUUGCCGACACUUCACUACACUGGACACAUUUCUUUAUUUUUUUCCCACCCGUCAUAAUUUCUGUUUCUAAUUUUGUGACCUUCGCUGAGGAAGCCAUAGCAGUUUGCGAACCCUACAUAAUUCGCUUUCGUUAUCCAUGACCUCUAUGAAGGAUCCGUUGAGUUUGGACCACCAUCACCACAUUACCAGGAAUAAACACACGCCGCUCGCGACGGGCUCUAUGCAACCGCUUCAGCGCUCUGUGGACUCUAAACACAGGCUGGAGGUACACACCGUCUCAGACACCUCCAGUCCAGAGUCAGUAGAGAAAGAGAAAGAACAGAGUAAAAACGAAGAUUCGUCUGAUGACCCGUCAAAAAAGAAGAGGCAGAGGCGGCAACGGACGCAUUUUACUAGCCAACAGCUCCAAGAACUGGAGGCCACUUUUCAGCGCAACCGCUACCCGGACAUGUCCACUAGAGAGGAGAUCGCCGUUUGGACAAAUUUAACGGAGGCCAGAGUCAGGGUGUGGUUCAAAAACCGACGGGCAAAAUGGAGAAAAAGGGAGAGGAAUCAACAGGCCGAGCUGUGUAAAAAUGGUUUUGGCCCGCAAUUUAAUGGACUUAUGCAGCCCUACGAUGACAUGUAUCCCAGCUAUACGUACAAUAACUGGGCAGCAAAGGGGCUCACGUCGGCCUCUCUGUCUACCAAAAGCUUCCCCUUUUUCAAUUCAAUGAACGUCAAUCCGCUGUCCUCUCAGACCAUGUUUUCUCCACCUAACUCCAUCUCUUCAAUGAGCAUGUCCUCCAGUAUGGUUCCGUCUGCUGUCACCGGAUCAAGCUUAAACAGCCUCAAUAACUUGAACAACCUCAGCAACCCCUCGCUAAAUUCUGGAGUUCCCACGCCGGCGUGUCCUUACGCCCCACCGACACCUCCGUAUGUUUACCGGGACACUUGUAACUCCAGUCUUGCCAGUCUGAGACUGAAAGCCAAGCAGCACUCGAGUUUUGGAUACGCGAGUGUGCAGAACCCGGCCUCCAAUCUCAGCGCGUGUCAGUACGCAGUGGAUAGACCGGUGUAAGAGACGAUUGUAGAAUUUACAAUCCCGAAUCCCAGGAACGAGAGACUACACUUUUUGUUUAAAGGGCACUAGAAAAAUAAACCACUGAAAAACGCAUCAAAUCAUGUGAUGGAAUGUCAAGCGGAAACGGAAGCAAUUAUGCCAGUUCUUAUGAGAAUUAUAAGAAUUGUGCUGUAGCCUAUACACCAGAAUAUUUAACAACAAAAAAAGCUCAUUUAUGUUGACGUUUCAAUUUUUGGACAUUUGUUGACUUAACAGUUAUACAUCUCUCUCUCUCUCUCUCUCUCUCUCUCUCUCUCUCUCUCUCUCUCUCUCUCUCUC